Messenger RNA from Melitaea cinxia (Glanville fritillary), 1720 nucleotides. Its product is annotated as beta-hexosaminidase subunit beta-like. The transcript has 10 exons. The record is from RefSeq and is a predicted model, not a curated record. Gene Ontology annotation, molecular function: beta-N-acetylhexosaminidase activity. Bases 73 to 1692 code for a protein of 539 amino acids. Gene Ontology annotation, biological process: ganglioside catabolic process; carbohydrate metabolic process; glycosaminoglycan metabolic process. Gene Ontology annotation, cellular component: membrane. NCBI's taxonomy places the organism in Eukaryota, Metazoa, Arthropoda, Insecta, Lepidoptera, Nymphalidae.
GUAUCGACAAAGCCUUUCAGGCAGUCGGUCGGCUAACAUUUGUAAAAUAACUUUCGUUUAGAAUAAGACAAAAUGCUAAAAUUAAUUAUAUUUCUGGCGUGUUUUGGUGCUAUUUUUGCAGAAGAUUUUUGGAUAGUGAAGCCCGGUCCAAAAUAUCCACCCACUAAGGGUGAAGUUUGGCCAAAACCACAAUAUCAGAUUAAGAAAAAUAAAUUUUAUACAUUCAACCCUUCACAAUUUAAAGUUAAGAGUACUGAUCAAACAUGCAGUACAUUAACAAGCGCAAUCGAAAGGUACUCUUACGUUAUAUCGAGUAAAAUCGGAAGGAGAAACAAAAGAAAAGUACGAGCCCACCGAAGACACAUAUCAGAUGAAGGGCUUUACAGAGGGCAUUUAAAUGAGCUAGAAAUAACAUUAACAGAACCUUGCGAGGAUUACCCACAUCUGAACAUGGAUGAAAGCUAUAAUCUUACCGUGUCCGCGACGUCAAGGCUGUCAAGCUCGUCAGUAUGGGGAGUGAUACGAGGCCUCGAAACAUUCGCACAACUGUUUUAUCUAUCCGAUGAUCGAAAUGAAAUACGUAUAAACGCGACUCAGAUUUAUGAUUUCCCGCGAUACAAACAUAGAGGAUUAUUACUAGACACAUCUCGACACUAUAUUUCUGUAACGAAUAUUCUUAAGACUUUAGAUGCAAUGACGAUGAAUAAAAUGAACGUUUUGCAUUGGCAUAUAGUUGACGAUCAAAGUUUUCCUUAUAAAAGUGAGAAAUUUCCCGAAUUAAGUAAUAGUGGUGCUUAUGACUCAUCGAUGGUUUAUACUAAGGAAGAUAUUGAGAGAAUUAUAAAAUAUGCGAAGAAUCGGGGUAUAAGAGUAGUACCAGAGUUUGACGUCCCUGGUCAUACGGCUUCAUGGGGUAGUUCGCAUCCAAGCUUACUGACGGAGUGCUAUCAAGGAAAUAAAGUUGUCGGUUUGGGUCCGAUGAACCCAACGAAGAAUACAACUUAUAAACUUCUUCGAGACCUUUUCCAAGAAGUUCAGACAUGGUUCCCAGACAGGUACUUCCAUGUUGGUGGCGACGAAGUUGCAUUAGAUUGUUGGAAGUCAAAUCCAGAAUUACAAGACUAUAUGAGAAAUAAUAAUUUAACGGUCGCGGACUUACAUGCGUUGUUUAUGAGAAAUGUAAUUCCACUCUUGGCAAAUAAUUCUAAACCCAUUGUUUGGCAGGAAGUAUUCGACGAAGGAGUUAGUCUAACAAAAAAUACUCUCAUCCAAGUUUGGAAAUAUAAUUGGAUCAGUGAAAUGAUUAACAUACUCGAGGCGGGCCAUGAACUUCUAUUCUCUUCCACUUGGUAUCUAGAUGCAAUCAAGUCGGAGUGGCCUGAUUACUAUUUACCUGACCCUCGUAAAAUGGUGUACGAUAUCACCCAAAAUAAGACUUUACUGUCGGGUAUAGUCGGAGGCGAGGCCUGUAUGUGGGGGGAGAUGGUGGACGACCGAAAUGUUAUCAACAGGGUAUGGCCACGAGCUAGUGCAGUCGCUGAAAGACUAUGGAGCGCCCUGGACGACAAUAUGACAUACAAGUCGGAAAUUCCAUCUGAAACAUACUAUCGUAUUGAGGAGCACACGUGUCGGAUGAUACAACGAGGCAUAGACGCUCAACCUCCCACUGGUCCUGGAUUCUGUAUCGUCUAAUCAAGCUAAAUAAAAAAAAACUUUUUGA